AUGGCAGAUAUUGUCAAAGCAGGCUGGUUAUUCCGCCGUACAACGGUAUUGAAAAAUUGGAAACGUGAAUGGUUCAUAUUGACAAAUGAUGCACGUCUUCGACGUAUAUCAGAUCCUGUUAAACAAUUCGAUAAAGCUGAUGAUGUAUUUCAAUUGAGUCGUUGUCGAGAGUUAAAUUUCGGCGCAGAACGCGUGCCACAUAACAUUGAUCCACCGCGGGAUGCAACUCGUGCCCAAUUGAUGCAGCUAGUACCAAGCGAAGGGGAUCCAUGGGCUUUAUGUGCUGAAUCAACCGAUGACCUACUUGCAUGGCAAACAUCAUUUAAUGAUGUUCGACAAUUAUAUAUUGAACGUUUGCAACAACAACAAACUCAAUAUAACAGUACACGACUUUCUUCUAGACGAUACGAUUGCAUCUAUUAUUCGAGUGUUUAUCCAGACGACUUUUCACAACACAUAUAUUAUACGCCGAAUGGAUCAACACAGACAAUCAUACUGGUGGAUCGAGAUCCACGUUGUGAUGCAGGUUCUGACAUAGCGACAGGUGCAUUUAUUAGUGUGGCUAUUGGAACUUGCAUGUUGUUGCCCUUUCUUAUGCUUCCAUUAUUGCUCUGUUAG
Rotaria socialis is the source of this 618-nucleotide messenger RNA. Lineage: Eukaryota; Metazoa; Rotifera; Eurotatoria; Philodinida; Philodinidae. The record is from the annotation of a GenBank genome assembly.